Messenger RNA from Chroicocephalus ridibundus (black-headed gull), 2494 nucleotides. It is a transcript of the gene FGGY, whose product is annotated as FGGY carbohydrate kinase domain containing. Lineage: Eukaryota; Metazoa; Chordata; Aves; Charadriiformes; Laridae. The transcript has 22 exons. Gene Ontology annotation, cellular component: cytoplasm. Gene Ontology annotation, biological process: pentose metabolic process; carbohydrate phosphorylation. Gene Ontology annotation, molecular function: D-ribulokinase activity. Bases 632 to 2326 code for a protein of 564 amino acids. The record is from RefSeq and is a predicted model, not a curated record.
CGCGCAGCGGCGCUGAGUGAAGCUGCGCCCUGAGGAGAAGCCGGGGCGGAGGCGGAGAGAUGGCGCUGGGCACGACCCGUGCUCCGAGAAAUAGAGAACUGGGCAAAGUUCCCAUCCUGUGGAGCUUACAGUCGGAAAAAUCCUCUACACAGAAACAAGGCUGGCAGAAUAGCAGUUGAUCCGCAGUGGGAGUCCAAAGAGUGAAGGGAGCACAACUAGAAAGACAUUCCAAAAAUGGCUGUAUGGCAUUUUGAGAUCUGGGUACCAGCUGCAGUUUUGCAGGGGCUUCUGUUCAGCUAAGAAUGGGCUGUGGACUCAGGAUGCUUAAUCAAAGCCGUGGCUCAGAAGUAGACUGUUCAGUCUCCAGCGAAGCAGAUGAGAAAUGCAAUUGGUCUCAACCAGAUGAACCAGGUAGUCUUCGAUCUCUGAGUCCUCUACUGAUCUUGCAGUGAUACCUGAAUGAAUCGCUGCUGAAUCCAGCUGGACGGGAGCCCGAGAGACUGCAGUCCUCAGCGUAGCCACAGCACAGGGCAGACCUCCUCAAAACGAUCCAGUUCUCCACAUAGUUGCAUGAAUAGCUGUCUUGCCACACCAAUGGGUGGCAAGCAUAGCACAGGGGCAGAAGCGAAGGAUGGAGAAAGCCUUGCUCUGCGAUAAGGUUUUGUUAAAAAUGCAUAGUAAGAAGCAGGCUCCAGUAAAAUACUACAUUGGAAUUGAUGUUGGGUCAGCAAGUGUUCGCGCGGCUUUGGUAGACGAGUUUGGGACAGUAGUGGCACAUGCAGAUCAGCCAAUCCAAAUUUGGGAACCCCAGCCAGACCACUACGAGCAAUCCUCUGCAGGCAUAUGGGCUGCCUGUUGCUCGGUCACAAAGAAAGUUGUCUGUGGAGUAGAUACCAGCCAGAUUCGAGGGGUUGGUUUUGAUGCAACGUGUUCCCUUGUUGUUGUGGAUAAACAGUUCCAACCUUUGGCAGUCAACUGUGAAGGACAAAACUAUAGGAAUGUUAUUAUGUGGAUGGACCAUCGUGCAGUCAGUCAAGUUGAGCGCAUCAAUGCAACGCAACAUAAGGUGUUGAACUAUGUAGGGGGAGUGAUGUCUGUGGAAAUGCAGCCGCCUAAAUUGCUCUGGAUAAAGGAAAACUUGAAAGAAUCGUGCUGGGAGAAGGCAGGCUACUUCUUUGAUCUUCCGGAUUUCUUAUCUUGGAAAGCCACAGGUGUCACUGCAAGGUCCCUCUGUACAGUAGUGUGCAAGUGGACGUACACUUCAGAUGGAGGUUGGGAUGACAGUUUCUGGGAAAUGAUCGGUUUGGAAGAUUUGGUGAAGGAUAAGUAUGAAAAAAUAGGAAACCACGUCUUGUCUCCUGGAGAGUCUGUUGGAAACGGUCUAACGCCAGAAGCUGCCAAAGAUCUGGGUCUCCCUGCAGGGAUUGCAGUAGCAGCGUCUCUCAUUGAUGCACAUGCUGGAGGACUAGGAGUAAUUGGAGCAGAUGUGAAAGGACAUAACCUGCCAUGUGAGAACCAGCCAAUUACAUCCCGUGUUGCUAUGAUCUGUGGAACAUCUUCAUGCCACAUGGGGGUCAGUGAAACACCCAUUUUUGUGCCUGGUGUUUGGGGACCUUAUUUCUCUGCAAUGGUACCUGGACUGUGGUUGAAUGAAGGAGGUCAAAGUGCUACGGGAAAACUGAUAGAUCAUGUGGUCCGAGGCCACGUCGCCUUCCCGGAAUUACAGUCAAAAGCUGCAGCCAGUGCUCACAGUAUAUAUACAUACUUGAACAGUCACCUGGAUCUGAUUAAGAAAUCUUUGCCUGUGGGUUUCCUCACUGUUGAUUUACAUGUUUGGCCAGAUUUCCAUGGUAACAGAUCUCCCUUAACAGAUCUGACACUAAAGGGCAUGGUUGUCGGACUAACAUUGUCUCGGGGUCUGGAUGAACUUGCCCUUAUCUACUUGGCUACGAUUCAAGCCAUUGCUUUAGGGACAAGACAUAUUUUGGAAGCUAUGGAGGCUGCAGGGCAUCGUAUCAACACGCUGUUUCUGUGCGGUGGGCUGAGCAAGAACCCUCUCUUUGUGCAGAUGCACGCUGACAUUACUGGCAAGCCUGUUGUCCUGUCCAAAGAAGUGGAGUCUGUUUUGGUGGGUGCUGCUAUUCUUGGAGCUUGUGCUUCUGGGGAUUUUGCAUCUAUACAGGAGGCCAUGGCGAAAAUGGGGAAAAUUGGGAGAGUCGUGCAGCCUAACCAUGAGCAUAAAAGAUUUUAUGACAAGAAAUACCAAGUGUUUCUGAAACUCGUGGAGCACCAGAGAGAGUAUCGCUCCAUCAUGAACAGCUGCUAAUCCAGAGGCACGUCGUCUGGGAAACAACAGGGAUAACGAAUUUCCAGAUGCUAUUGAUGAGGGUAAUUUCUUCUCACUGUACUGUCCGUGGUAAAAAUAUACUUUUAUCAUGUAAAGUGCGCGUUUUAAUUUUUAAUGAGAAAUAAAACACAUUCACUUCACUGUGAA